This is a messenger RNA of Anopheles gambiae (African malaria mosquito), 3492 nucleotides long. RefSeq names its product annulin. The transcript has 6 exons. Gene Ontology annotation, biological process: peptide cross-linking. NCBI's taxonomy places the organism in Eukaryota, Metazoa, Arthropoda, Insecta, Diptera, Culicidae. The coding region runs from base 930 to 3281 and encodes 783 amino acids. Gene Ontology annotation, molecular function: protein-glutamine gamma-glutamyltransferase activity. The record is from RefSeq and is a predicted model, not a curated record.
GAUACAAUCGAGACCAACAAGCAAGCGCGCGCGCGCGGUGUGGAUGCGUUGGAGGCGUCUGGAGGUCAUCGCGCGGAUCUUCUGAUGUGGAGGAAAGCGAACACAGCAUAGGAGGCCCCCUCCCAACUCAAGGAGGGGAUUUUGAAUUCGAGUUUCGAGACACAAACAACCAAACUGUCCACUUGAAAACCGCGUUGUAACAGGCAUGCUCGUACCAUAUGCUCAGCAGUUACUUUCAAGCGCUCAGACGCGAUUGUUGUUAGCAUAACACGGGGUCCAGUGCGUGUUUUUUUCAACCGGCACACAAGACCCUCCCUCGUGGGAGAUCGCCCCUGGGAUUAGUAGUAGCAGCCCGGCGCUGCUUGUGUUCGAUCGGCUAAAAUCAGUGAUUGUAUGUUAAUUUCCCAUUAAUUGCGCCUUGUCGGUAGCGCAAACACGGCCCCGCUCGCACUAACCGUUUGGUCUCAUAACGCUUGGUUUCACUGUUGAACGAGCUUCGUUUGGUGCAACACAUCUUGGAUUAGUGCAAGAUUCAUCGCACGUGUAACGGAAUAAUCCAAUUACAAGUCUUUCCGGCGACCAGUGUUCAAUGUCACCGACUCCCGGUCAACGGUAGGGUGAAGUGACAUCAUCUUGUCUGAUAAAAAUACGUACCACCAAGCUGAAGGACACCGGUUGAGGUGGUUGUUGUAGCAACAGGUGUGGUGCAGUGAAGUGGAUUCCACAACAAAGUUGUGUUCGAGACCUACCUGUGAAGAAUUUUACGCCCGUUUGAUUUGAUCAACAAACCAGUGGUUUUCGGACAAGAAACGCACACAACUUCUGUGAUUUAUAUUUGUUUAAUUCCCCACCUUCUGGGCGUAGUGGAGUGUAAUCGGUGUGUGUGACCUGUCCACCUACAAUAAUUCUCUGGUGGAGUAUUCAAAAUAAUGGGCAGCAAAGUGAGCACCUUCUGGCGGCGGGCAAACUGCUGCCAGUGUUCGUCGUGCAUGAACCGUGGCGUCUCUGAGGAUCGAGGAAGCUCAAGGUACAAUCCGUUGGCGAAGCAUCCCCUCGUUUCCUGGGGAAUGGCCGAUAAAACAGAUUCACCCUCCGCUGAUGUGCUGACGGUAAAGUCGGUCGAUCUUUGCACGGAGGAAAACGGUAAAGAUCAUCACACCAAGCGAUAUGAGCUGAUGAGCCGGGAUGAGUAUAGUGGGAAGAUACCGAAGCUGGUUGUACGUCGUGGACAACCGUUCCGUUUGCGGUUGGUAUGCGAUCGUCCGUACGAUCGGGCUCGCGAUGCGUUGAGCCUUAUAUUCACCGUAGCUGAUGAGGAUCAGCCAACGCACGGUCACGGGACGUUGGUGGGCAUUCCGGUUAAUCAGUUCCCGGAGCAGCUUGGCGAACCGGAGGAGUGGGGUGCCGCGAUCGAAGCGAUCAAUGGUGAUCUGCUCCAAUUGUUGGUGAAGCCGGCAGCGACGGCUCCGGUCGGUCAGUGGAAGCUGGACAUUGAUACGAAGCUGCUGAGUGAAGCGUUCGGUAAGAGUUAUUCGCUUCCGCAGGCGUUCUACGUCCUGUUCAAUCCAUGGUGUCCGGAUGAUCUCGUGUACAUGGAAGAGAAAGCACACCGUCACGAGUAUGUGAUGAGUGACACGACACUCAUCUACCGUGGAUCUUACAAUCGACUACGCCCCUCGGUGUGGAAGUUCGGACAGUUUGAAAAGCACGUCCUGGAUUGUUCUCUACUGCUGAUUGCAAAGAUCGGCAAGGUUAGUGCAACGCACCGGGGUGAUCCGGUCAGGGUGUGUCGUGCCAUCUCGGCCGCAGUCAACUCACCGGACGACGAUGGUGCACUGAUGGGCAACUGGAGUGGAGACUUCUCGGGUGGAACUCCACCGACCAAGUGGGUUGGAUCGGUGGAGAUACUGCAGCAGUUCUACAAGCGGCAAAAGCCGGUCAAGUUUGCCCAGUGCUGGGUGUUUGCGGGUGUUGUGUCUACAAUUUGUCGUGCCAUCGGUAUACCGUCCCGUGUCGUAACGAACUACUCCUCAGCGCACGACACGCAAGCCUCCCUCACGGUGGACUACUUCGUGGACAAGAGUGGCAAAAUUAUGGAGGAGAUGAACGCCGACUCCAUCUGGAACUAUCACGUGUGGAAUGAGGUGUGGAUGCAGCGGCCCGAUCUGGGCAUCAGUUCCGACGGUGACUAUGGUGGCUGGCAAGCGAUCGAUGCAACGCCCCAGGAAAGCUCGGACGGAAUGUUCCGCUGUGGUCCCGCGUCCGUGUUGGCGGUGAAGCUAGGUGAAGUGCUCAAACCGUACGAUAAUAACUUCCUCUUUGCGGAGGUUAAUGCGGACAAGGUGUUUUGGCGCUACACCGGGCCACACCAUCCGCUGAAGUUGCUGCGCAAGGAUGUGCUUGGAAUUGGGCUGUUUAUCAGUACGAAGGCAGUCGGACGGUGGGAGCGGGAGGACAUUACGUCAAGCUACAAGUUUGCAGAAAAGUCGGAAGAAGAACGGGCCACAAUGCUGAAGGCGCUGAAGCAAGCUAACAGCUACUUUAGCCGCUACUAUCUGAACGAGGAGUUCAAUGAGGUUUACUUUAACUUUGAGCUGCGGGAUGAUAUUAAGAUCGGUGAACCGUUCAGUGUGAUAUUGACGGUCAAAAAUCGAUCAUCGGAAAACCGGCACGUGGUAGAGGGAUCGCUUCACGUCGAUACCGUACUGUACACGGGCAAAGAUCGGGAAAGCGUAAAGGUGGACAAAUUCUCCGUCACACUAGAACCUGGCACGGAAGAGUCCAUCCGUAUGAUCGUUGAGUUCCACGAGUACUAUCGCAAGCUGCGCGAUCAGGCAGCAUUCAACAUCUCCUGUAUGGCGACCGUACUCGAUACGGAGUUUGAGUUCUACGCGCAGGAUGAUUUCCGUGUGCGCAAGCCGGAUAUAAAGAUAUCGCUGCUUGGUAAGCCAGUAUCGCAGGCACCUGUUGAUGUGCAGUUUACGCUUGAAAAUCCGCUCCCGAUACCGCUGCACAAGGGACUGUUCCAUCUGGAAGGUUCGGGUAUUGGCAAGCCGCUUCUUUUUAAGCACGCUGAAAUUGCACCCGGAGAGAAGGUCACCAACACGUUCACUAUGACACCACCGUACUCGGGACGGUUGACACUCGCUGCCAAGUUUACCUCGAAAGAGCUGGACGAUGUGGACGGCUUCUUGGCGUUCCUCGCCCAUCCACGACCGGAGGAUAUCAUCACGGAGGUGGAAGAUAACGCAAUCGUUGCCCGGACGGACGUGAUCGAUUAGGGAAUAGGGGCCAAAGAACUUGCCAUUUGUAGUCACUACUAACCAAUUCUAGGUUUAAAUCUCUCACUCACACUAUGACUCUCUCACUCUCUAUCCCUGUGUGUAUUACUCACUAACUGCCAAUAUGAUGUGCGUAAUGUGUUUUGAAAAAAAUCAACUGUAUUUAAUUAAACAUUAUUGUAAACACAAAUAAACAGUGCCACAAAACAAA